GUCUGGUGCAUGGCCCCCCCUUUACAAUGCUGCCCCCCCCCCACUUCCUGAAUCCCAAAGGACCCCGGGAUUUGGGGGGGAUCCCAGCAUGGAUGAGGGGCCAGAGGCAGGUGACGGCCGUCAGACCCCCCCCGGCCAUGUGGGGGGGCCCAUGGGGGGGGCAGCGGAGCCUGAGCCCCCCCCCAAAGCCUUAGGAGAGGAAGAGGAGGAGGAGGAAGAGCUGGAUCCAAGGAUACAGGAGGAGCUGGAGCAUCUCAACCAGGCCAAUGAGGAGAUCAACCGGGUGGAGCUGCAGCUGGAUGAAGCGCGCACCGCCUACCGCCGCAUCCUCUCCGAAUCCGCCCGCAAGCUCAACGCCCAAGGCUCCCAACUGGGCACCUGCAUCGACAAGGCCCGGCCCUAUUACGAAGCGCGGCGCUUGGCCAAGGAGGCGCAACAGGAGACGCAGAAGGCAGCGCUGCGGUACGAGCGCGCCGUCAGCAUGCACAACGCGGCGCGGGAGAUGGUGUUCGUGGCGGAGCAGGGGGUGAUGGCCGACAGGAACCGGCUGGAUCCUACCUGGCAGGAGAUGCUCAACCAUGCCACGGGGAAGGUGAACGAGGCGGAGGAGGAGCGCCUGCGGAGCGAGCGCGAGCACCAGCGGGUGACCGGGCUGUGCCGCGAGGCCGAGGCGCGCGUGCAGGCGCUGCACAAGAGCCUGCGCAGAGCCAUCCUCAAGAGCAAGCCCUACUUCGAGCUCAAGGCCCAGUUCAACCAGAUCCUUGAGGAACACAAGGCCAAGGUGACAGCGCUGGAGGUGCUGGUAUCCCAAGCCAAGACCCGUUACUCAGUGGCCUUGAGGAACCUGGAGGAGAUCAGUGAGCAGAUCCAUGCCUGGCGCCUCCAACGCCUCCUCCGGCGCCGCGCGUCACCCGUGGGUGCCGAAGCGAGCCCCCGGCACCCCAUAACCGAAGGCGACGGCACCCAUGGCACCCACUUAGGGGUCGAAGGGGCCUCGGGGGACACUCUGUCGGUGCUGAGCCUCCAGACCAUAGCCUCGGACCUGCAGAAGUUUGACUCGGUUGAGCAUCUCAUGGGGCUCUCUGAUGCCACCAGCCUCAAUAGUGAGGAGAUGGAGGAGCGCGAGCGCCGGCGGCACCGGGGUGGGCAAGGGCACUGCAAGCAUCAUCGGAGCGUCAGCCUUUAGCGCCCCAUAGCGCCCCAUAGAACCCACGUCCCACAUGGGAGCACCCCAAGGAGACCGCGAGGGCUUCGUCUUCUCCAUAGGGUGAAGGGUGGAGGUACUAAGAAGACCUUGAGGGCUUCAUCUUCUCCAUGGGGUGAACAUUGGAGAUACCUAAGAAGACCAAGGGGCCUUCAUCCUCCCCAUAGGGUGAAGGUUGGAGAUACUAAGAAGACCUUGAGGGCUUCAUCUUCCCCAUAGGGUGAAGGUUGGAGAUACUAAGACCUUAAGGGCUACGUCUUCUCCAUGGGGUGAACAUUGGAGGUACCCAAGACCAUGGGGGCUUCAACUUCCCCAUAGGGUGAACAUUGGAGGAACCUAAGAAGACCUCGAGGGCUUCAUCCUCCCCAUAGGUGAACAUUGGAGCUGGUGGCACCACUCUUGGAAGCCUCUUCUUGACCAAGGCAAGGCCUAAAGCCACCCAGGAGCACCCCAAGAAGACCUUGAGGGCUUCAUCCUCCCCAUAGGAACCAUGGGGUGGAGGUUGGAGGUACCCAAGAAGACCUUGAGGGUUUCAGCCUCCCCAUAGGGGCCAUGGGGUGGCUUCAACCUCCCCAUAGGAGCCAUGGGGUGAAGGUUGGAGCUGGUGGCACCACUCUUGGAAGCUUCUCCUUGACCAUGGAGUGUGUGGGAUGUGUGUGUGGGGGGUGUGUGGGUCCAUCUGCUCCCCCAUAGUGAUGCUGGGAUCCAUAUCCCAUGGAAUUCCCACUUCCUAUUCCCACUGUUGGGAUCUGGGCUGGCUGUGAUGAGAACCCCCCCAGGUUCGAGGCAGCCCCCCCGGGGGGGGUCAUUCCCAGUGUAUAUUCCAAUGAGUAAAUGGAUAUUCCCAGCCUA
This is a messenger RNA of Melopsittacus undulatus (budgerigar), 2056 nucleotides long. RefSeq names its product SH3 binding domain protein 5 like (gene SH3BP5L). Gene Ontology annotation, cellular component: cytoplasm. The record is from RefSeq and is a predicted model, not a curated record. The coding region runs from base 89 to 1186 and encodes 365 amino acids. The transcript is spliced from 6 exons. Gene Ontology annotation, biological process: intracellular signal transduction; negative regulation of protein tyrosine kinase activity. Gene Ontology annotation, molecular function: protein kinase inhibitor activity. Lineage: Eukaryota; Metazoa; Chordata; Aves; Psittaciformes; Psittaculidae.